Molecule: messenger RNA, 600 nt
Organism: Brassica oleracea var. oleracea
Lineage: Eukaryota; Viridiplantae; Streptophyta; Magnoliopsida; Brassicales; Brassicaceae
Exons: 2
Coding region: 1-600 (199 amino acids)
Source: RefSeq, a predicted model, not a curated record
AUGUGGGAGUUCCCUCAGGAGACAAAGAAUACAUUUUCAAUGUACGAUCCACAACAUGUGAACACCUCAACUCAAGAAAAGCGACAAUUUAACAAGAGUCUCAACUACAACAUGACUCAAGGUUUCAUCAAUCCGUAUGUGACUACUGAGCCCCAAUCCAUGCCUGGCUCAUCCACUGUCACCACUCAGCCAGAACUUCAGCUCAACGAUGAUUUUCUCAUUCACGACUUGUAUCGCAAUCCAAGUUUCCUACCAACCUCAGUACCACAAACAGUUGAUUCUCUUCAUCAGGUUAUUUCCAACAUUACAUCUCCAUUAUCGACGGCACCACAACCAAUACAAACAUAUGCUCCAAACCAUACUUAUAAUUAUCCUGAAUACAAUACUCUUGAAAGGGUUAAAGCCCAGCUCAGUGCAUUACAAUACUCAAGCACAAGCCGCAUUCAAGUAACGCCUUUUUGUGAAACCAACUUAUCGUCUUCUGUCACAAGGGAUGAUGAGGAAGAUCCAGUAGAUAUGUAUAUUGACUGGGGUAAAUAUGAAGAAGUGGAUAUUGAUGAACUUGAUCCAGUUGAAGCACUCUUGGCUUUAGGUUUUUGA